AUGGCGGCACGGCAUUGCCUCAUAGCGCUUAGCCGUGCCCGUACAGUGUCGUUGUCGAGCGAGUACAGGCCAGAAGGCGGGCUGCGGCGGGGAAGGGAGGGGGAGCGGGGAAUGCGAGGGGCGUCGUGCCUGUGUGCUCGCCCGUCGGACGAACAGGGCGUUCCGGACACGCCGCCACCGCGUCACCGCGUCGGCGUCCGUCAUUCGCUCGCUGCGAGCUGGCAACCCGGUCGGCCCGUUGGCACGCACAUUUCCGUGAGCGGCGAGCGGCGAGCGAGGCCGAACGCGCGCGUGUGCGUGCGCGUGCACACGCGCGCAGAGCGGUGUGCGCGGACCAGUCCCACAUCCUGUUCGGUCGCCCGCGCGCAGCUUCUG
Molecule: messenger RNA, 375 nt
Organism: Iphiclides podalirius (scarce swallowtail)
Lineage: Eukaryota; Metazoa; Arthropoda; Insecta; Lepidoptera; Papilionidae
Source: the annotation of a GenBank genome assembly